AUGAAUUACGAGGGCGCUCCAGGGCUGGAUUUUGGCGGAGGCAAUGUGAAAAUUGACCCCAGCGUUACUAAAGUUCUGCCACAAGGCUGCCGAGUCAUCUCAACGGAGACCCAUGGUGUGAGCUUCUGGGCCAACACUGGUCGCAUUGACGUUGAACUAUGUGACGGAUCCGCACAAUCAUUCUUCAUCAAGGUAGAAUCUCAUGAUGUUGGCAAGAACAUGCUCAGUAGCGAGUUUGAGUCCAUGAAAGCAAUCCAUCGUCUUGCGCCUGAUUUUGCACCCGAACCCAUCGCUUGGGGGACCUACGAGUUAGUGCCUGAGAACCACUUCUUCGUCAGCAAGUUUCAUGAUAUGCGUCCGGAUAUGCCAGACCCAGGCAAGUUUGCCGCUCGAUUGUCUGCACUACACCAGUCCAGCAGGUCACCGAACGGAAAGUUUGGAUUCCACGUAACGACAUAUGCUGGGAACCUGCCGCAGUAUACUGAAUGGGAAGAUAAGUGGGAAAUAUUUUUCUCAAAGAGUCUGAGAAAGGCUCUCGACUUAGAGAUAGAAGCAAAAGGAUACGAUCCAGAGUUCGACACUCUGAUUCCCGCAAUUUUUAACAAAGUCAUACCGCGCCUGUUAAGACCACUCGAGAGUGAAGGACGCUCUGUAAAACCAUCUUUAGUGCAUGGCGAUCUAUGGUAUGCGAACUCCGGCAUCGAGAGUGACACGGGUGAAGCUUUGGUGUUUGAUGCGUGUUGUUUUUACGCACAUAAUGAGUAUGAGUUUGGUCAAUGGAGGCCGGCCUGCAACCGCUUUGGUGCUAAAUAUUUAGAUGCAUAUCAUGCUUGUGCACCAAUUUCCUCACCUAAGGAGGAUUUUGAUGGCCGUGUGGACUUAUACAAACUGAGAUAUAUUUUUGAUAAAAGCGUUGCCUUGAAAACUUCUAAUUUAUCAUAGAAGGUUCAAUACCCACGUAUCGGCCC
Aaosphaeria arxii CBS 175.79 is the source of this 968-nucleotide messenger RNA. RefSeq lists its product as uncharacterized. The record is from RefSeq and is a predicted model, not a curated record. NCBI's taxonomy places the organism in Eukaryota, Fungi, Ascomycota, Dothideomycetes, Pleosporales. The transcript is spliced from 3 exons. The coding region runs from base 1 to 942 and encodes 313 amino acids.